Manis pentadactyla (Chinese pangolin) is the source of this 7413-nucleotide messenger RNA. RefSeq names its product synaptojanin 1 (gene SYNJ1). Gene Ontology annotation, biological process: brain development; phosphatidylinositol dephosphorylation; synaptic vesicle endocytosis. NCBI's taxonomy places the organism in Eukaryota, Metazoa, Chordata, Mammalia, Pholidota, Manidae. The transcript has 28 exons. The record is from RefSeq and is a predicted model, not a curated record. Gene Ontology annotation, cellular component: perinuclear region of cytoplasm; presynapse. The coding region runs from base 117 to 5219 and encodes 1700 amino acids. Gene Ontology annotation, molecular function: RNA binding; phosphatidylinositol-4,5-bisphosphate 5-phosphatase activity.
CAGAACACACCGGAAGAAAAGGCGGCGAGCACAGUUGUUCCAAAGCAAGCUUUGGUUUUCCAUCUGCUACUCAGACGCCAGAGUAUGAAACUCGGCCCUGUUGGCGGAGAGACACCAUGGACAGCUCUCCAGGCGCCGCCCGGUUGGUCCCGCGCGUUGACUGUCAUGAGCCCUCCCCUCCGGCCGUCAGGCUGGUGGGGGAGGUAGGAGGUGGUCCUGACACCCAUCUUGGGCACGUGUCAAUACCACCCCCCAAAGCCUUUCCCCAGAGUCCCUCCCUGGCGCCCACAAGGAGAGUUGGUAAACUGCAGAGGGGGGCCAGGGAGGCUGGAUCCUCCCUCUUCCGGCAUCCCCAGGGUUGGGAUCUGCAGCUGCGGCUUGGGGGACACGCGGGCCGAGUGAAGGUCAUUGCGCGUGUAGGCGACGGGCAGCCCACCGGAGCCGGGCCCCUACAGGGCGCGGGUGUGGGUGGGGCCUCCAUCCUGAAGCCCCGCCCCUUCAUAAAAAGAGGCGGUCCUUCCGCCCCCGCCUGCGGCGCAAUGCGGAAGAGAUGGACCUGCUGGAGCGGAAGUGACGCUUCCGGCGGCUGUGGUGGCGGCGGUUGCGGGAGAAGGAGGAGGAGGAGCCGGAGGAAGAGGGCUGCCUCUGAAGAGAGAAGAAUGGCGUUCAGCAAAGGAUUUCGGAUCUAUCACAAAUUGGACCCCCCACCUUUCAGUCUCAUAGUGGAAACUAGGCAUAAGGAAGAAUGUCUCAUGUUCGAGUCUGGGGCUGUAGCCGUGCUCUCAUCUGCAGAAAAAGAGGCAAUCAAGGGUACAUACUCCAAAGUGCUGGAUGCAUAUGGACUUUUAGGUGUUUUACGAUUAAAUCUUGGUGAUAUUAUGUUACAUUAUCUGGUCCUUGUCACUGGAUGUAUGUCUGUUGGAAAAAUUCAAGAAUCUGAAGUUUUCCGAGUUACUUCUACUGAAUUCAUAUCACUACGAAUUGAUUCUUCAGAUGAGGAUCGCAUUUCAGAAGUGCGAAAAGUUUUAAAUUCAGGAAACUUUUAUUUUGCAUGGUCUGCAUCUGGAAUCAGUUUAGAUCUUAGUCUUAAUGCACAUCGUAGCAUGCAAGAACACACAACUGAUAAUAGGUUUUUCUGGAAUCAGUCUUUGCACUUGCACCUCAAGCACUACGGUGUGAAUUGUGAUGACUGGUUAUUACGUCUCAUGUGUGGGGGAGUAGAAAUCAGAACAAUUUAUGCUGCUCAUAAACAGGCAAAGGCUUGCCUCAUUUCCAGACUAAGCUGUGAACGAGCUGGGACCAGGUUUAAUGUCCGGGGAACAAAUGAUGAUGGUCAUGUCGCUAAUUUUGUAGAAACAGAACAGGUUGUGUACUUAGAUGAUUCUGUUUCCUCCUUCAUACAAAUCCGGGGAUCUGUUCCAUUGUUCUGGGAGCAACCAGGGUUGCAGGUGGGAUCUCAUCGUGUCCGUAUGUCAAGGGGAUUUGAAGCCAAUGCACCUGCUUUUGACAGGCAUUUUAGAACACUAAAGAAUUUAUAUGGUAAGCAAAUGAUAGUAAAUUUGCUUGGAUCUAAGGAAGGUGAACAUAUGCUAAGUAAAGCUUUCCAGAGUCAUUUGAAAGCUUCUGAACAUGCUACCGAUAUCCAGAUGGUGAAUUUUGAUUAUCAUCAAAUGGUUAAAGGAGGAAAGGCAGAAAAAUUACACAAUGUUCUUAAACCUCAAGUCCAAAAGUUUCUUGAUUAUGGAUUUUUUUAUUUCAAUGGAAGUGAAGUUCAAAGAUGCCAGAGCGGUACAGUUCGAACAAACUGCUUGGAUUGUCUGGAUAGAACAAACAGUGUGCAGGCAUUCCUUGGCUUAGAGAUGCUAGCUAAACAGUUGGAAGCUCUUGGCUUAGCUGAAAAGCCUCAGUUGGUGACUCGAUUUCAAGAAGUUUUUCGGUCAAUGUGGUCUGUGAAUGGUGAUUCAAUCAGUAAGAUAUAUGCAGGAACCGGAGCCCUUGAGGGAAAGGCUAAGGCUGGAAAGUUAAAAGAUGGUGCUCGUUCUGUUACUAGAACAAUUCAGAAUAACUUCUUUGACAGCUCCAAGCAAGAGGCCAUUGAUAUUUUACUACUGGGAAAUACUCUGAAUAGUGAUUUAGCUGAUAAAGCUCGAGCACUUUUAACUACAGGGAGUUUGCGUGCAUCUUCUAAAGUAUUAAAGAGCAUGUGUGAAAAUUUCUACAAGUAUUCAAAGCCCAAGAAAAUUCGAGUGUGUGUUGGAACAUGGAAUGUGAAUGGUGGAAAGCAGUUUCGCAGUAUAGCAUUUAAGAAUCAGACACUCACUGACUGGCUUCUUGAUGCACCCAAGUUAGCUGGCAUCCAAGAGUUUCAAGAUAAAAGAAGUAAGCCCACUGACAUAUUUGCAAUUGGUUUUGAAGAAAUGGUAGAGUUAAAUGCUGGAAACAUUGUGAAUGCAAGCACAACAAAUCAGAAGCUCUGGGCUGUAGAACUUCAGAAGACCAUCUCCAGAGACAACAAGUAUGUGCUGCUGGCCUCUGAGCAGUUGGUGGGCGUCUGCCUGUUUGUUUUUAUCAGGCCACAGCAUGCUCCUUUCAUCAGGGAUGUUGCAGUUGACACUGUGAAGACUGGAAUGGGAGGUGCAACUGGAAAUAAGGGAGCAGUUGCAAUACGAAUGCUGUUCCAUACAACAAGCCUUUGCUUUGUCUGUAGCCACUUUGCUGCAGGGCAAUCUCAAGUCAAAGAAAGGAAUGAAGAUUUUGUAGAAAUAGCACGAAAAUUGAGUUUUCCAAUGGGAAGGAUGCUCUUUUCCCAUGACUAUGUAUUUUGGUGUGGUGAUUUCAACUAUCGAAUCGAUCUUCCUAAUGAAGAAGUUAAAGAACUCGUAAGACAGCAAAAUUGGGAUUCUCUCAUAGCAGGAGAUCAACUUAUCAAUCAGAAAAAUGCUGGACAGAUUUUUAGAGGAUUUUUAGAAGGAAAAGUAACCUUUGCUCCAACAUAUAAGUAUGAUUUGUUUUCUGAUGACUAUGACACCAGUGAGAAGUGCCGCACCCCUGCAUGGACAGAUCGUGUCCUCUGGAGAAGAAGGAAAUGGCCUUUUGAUAGAUCAGCUGAAGAUUUAGAUCUUCUAAAUGCUAGCUUUCAAGCUGGAAGCAAAAUCCUCUACACGUGGACUCCUGGCACUUUGCUGCAUUAUGGUAGAGCUGAGCUGAAGACUUCUGACCAUAGGCCUGUUGUUGCCCUGAUUGAUAUAGAUAUAUUUGAAGUUGAAGCUGAAGAGAGGCAAAACAUUUAUAAAGAAGUAAUUGCAGUUCAGGGUCCACCAGAUGGGACAGUGUUGGUCUCAAUCAAAAGUUCUGUACCAGAAAAUAAUUUUUUUGAUGAUGCUUUGAUUGAUGAGCUUCUGCAGCAAUUUACAAAUUUUGGUGAAGUUAUACUCAUAAGAUUUGUAGAAGAUAAAAUGUGGGUCACAUUUUUGGAAGGAAGCUCUGCCUUGAGUGUUCUAGGCCUAAAUGGUAAAGAGUUAUUGGGUCGAACUGUAACUAUUACUUUAAAAAGUCCAGACUGGAUCAAAAACUUGGAAGAAGAAAUGAGUUUAGAGAAAAUUAAUAUUCCACUGCCAUCAUCAACAAGUUCUACCCUACUUGGUGAAGAUGCGGAAGUCGCAGCUGAUUUCGAUAUGGAAGGUGACAUUGAUGACUAUAGUGCUGAAGUAGAGGAAAUUCUGCCUCAGCAUCUCCAGCCUUCUUCAAGUUCUGGCCUUGGCACGUCGCCGAGCUCUUCACCCCGGACCAGUCCCUGCCAGUCACCUACAAUAUCAGAGGGGCCUGUACCUUCCUUUCCCGUAAGACCAAGUCGAGCACCAUCAAGAACUCCUGGGCACCCAGAUCCACAAAGUUCCCCUGUUGACACUGUGCCAGCAACACAACAGCAAAAGGACUCUCCCCAGGGCUUAGAGCCUAGGCGGCCACCACCUCCCCGCCCCGGUGCUCCCCCUGCGCGUCCAGCUCCCCCACAGAGACCACCGCCCCCUUCAGGACGCAGUCAGCCUUCAGCUCAAGCAGGACCCACAGGCCCAGGACCUGCUGGAUACAGUGCAGCCAAAUUGGCUAUUCCGCCCCGUGCUGGAGUAAUCAGUGCCCCACAGAGCCAGGCUCGGGCAUCUGCUGGAAGACUGACUCCUGAAGGCCAAAGCAAACCCCCAGAAGUACUGAAAGGUCCAGCUCUUCUUCCUGAACCCCUGAAACCUCAGGCUGCCCUUCCUGUGCAGCCUUCUCCACUCCCACCCCUUCAAAAGAUGCAGGAGCCUCUUGUUCCUGUGGCAGCACUUACACCCCAGUCCGCCCCCCAGCCACCACCUCGGAGCAGGUCGUCCCACAGCUUGCCUCCAGAACCUCCAUCACAACCGCAGGUAAAAACAAACGGAGUCUCUGCUGUCAGACUGGAAUCACCGUUAAAGAGUGACCCAUUUGAAGAUCUGUCAUUUAAUCUGCUUGCUAUAUCAAAGGCUCAGUUAUCUGUUCAAAUGUCACCUGUUCUAACCGCAAACCCAAACGGGUUGAUUGAGUCACUUUCUGCAACCCAAAGUAACAUUAAUACUUUGAGUUCUAUAAGUUGCGUGUCAGCAGUGCCUCCAGUUCCAGCCCGGAGUAAAUCCCAGGAAAAUACACGAUGUUCUCCAAACCCAUUUAUUACCACCUUACCCAGCACAAAUCCUUUCACUGACAGGACUGCUGCUCCUGGAAACCCAUUUAGAGCUGAGUAUCAAGAAUCAGAGGCAACUUCAUUGUUCUCCAAAGAAGAGCCCAUUGCUAAGAGUUCUUUUCCUUCUCUGAAGCCUCUUGGUCAUAACAAUACUAAGCCUUCAUUCUCACUUGAUGGUUUUAAGGACAGUUUUGAUUUGCAGGGCGAGCCUCCAGUAAAAAUUAGCAAUCCAAAAGGAUGGGUAACCUUCGAGGAAGAAAAGGACUUCAGUGUGAAAGAGAAGUCAACCUCAGCUUGUCCAAACUUAUUGGAUAAUCAACCAGGUUCAUUUUCUGGCUCCAGCGUGACCUUUGAUGAUGCCUGGAACAACAGUACAGAUGUUUCUUUCUGUGUGUUGCCGUCAAGAAGACCACCUCCACCUCCGGUCCCUCUGCUCCCACCUGGUACCACCCCUCCAGUAGAUCCUUUCACAACCUUGGCAUCUAAGGCCUCACCCACUCUAGACUUCAUGGAAAGAUAGUGGAUACAAUAGAAAGCAGUUGUUUUUUAGUUUUGGCAGGAUAGAGCCAGAACAACUGGGCAUUAGUUAUUCAUUAUGUGCAAUAAGUAAUUGCUAAGUGUACUGAUGUUAUGAAAUACCACUAUUUAAUGUGUUCAAAGUUGGAAUAUGUGUAUAUUGGAAAUAAGGAAAAAAUCCUUCUGACUAACUGGAGUUUUGGUGUGUUUCUGUUUGGAUAAGUGAGAAAGCAUAGUAACCAUAAAAAGUGCUCAAAACUACUUUAGAAAAUAAUCCUUAUUCAGAAAUUUUAUCAUCUUCUCUGAAUAAUCUCAAAAAGCCCAAACAACUUCUAGCUGACAUUACUGCCAGCCUUUUCAUACUUGUUAACAAUUGGUAUUCAUAAAUAUUUACCAAAGAGCUAUCAAACUUACACUGAAACAGAAUUUUGAAAGGCAUUGCUUUUUAAAAAAUGUGUAUAUAUGCGUAAACACAUAUAUACACUUAAAUACUUAUGAAACUCAUAAUUUAAAUUCUAGAAUAUAACUGAGACCAGAUUUUUACCUAAAAGUUCAAACAGAGUACUUUUUUCAAUACUUCAUUAUCAAAAGGAUGGCUAUAAAUGAAAUAUAGGUAGUUCACUAAUUUUCAUCCAAAACUAGAAUAAUCUCACUACAGAACCAGAAUUUUCUACCAUUCCAAACCCCACCCCUUCAAACACACACAUAGCAUACAUCCUGUUAGUUUCCACUCCAGCACCUCCAUGUGCUUUCCUCUGGGAGGAGGUUCUUGCAGCUGGAAGCACAUAUUUUGUGGUCACUGUCAUGUAGAUGGACACUCCAUCCCUUUCAAAAUAGCACUGUGGCCUUAUCUGUUGGGAAAGCACGUACCAGCUAACCUAGUCCAAUGAGAAUGUUAGCCUCACCGCAGGCUCUCCUCUGUGCAUUCAGGUAUGUGUUACCCAUCUCCCUCCCGCACUUUCCAUUUGCUGCGUUUGCUCUGGAACUUGUUAGCAGGGAAGCAGCAGUCCUCAGAGUGCUUUAAAUUACUCAGUGUCUGUUCUCGCCCCUUAAGAAGCUACAUAUCACAACAAUGAUGCUGCUUUAAGUUUUUAGAGGCUACAUCUCAAACUAGCUGUGGAUUUUAUCUCCUGCACUGCCAGUAUGCAUCCAGUCCUGCUUUUAUUUUACAGAGAAGUACCCAGAAGUUUUACAGAAUGUUGUAUUUUGAUGUCAUUAAGUAAUCCCAAUCAGAAAACUCCUUGAGCAAUGCUGUUUUAUUGUCAGUUUAAGUUAAAAUCAUCUUUACUCAUUAAGGUUCAUAUUAAUGUUCCUUUUACAUAGAGUUGUAUGUGUCCACCUAAAGUCCAUUGUCCACAUUUAACCUGUAAAGGCGUGCUUUGGCAGAAUAUCAGAAAAUUAAGUUCCUGGCUAAGAAUGUGUAAAAUGUAAAAGCACAGCAAACUGCAUUGCACUUAACCACAUAAAGAAAAUCUAGUAGGAAAAAGCACUUUUCUAAAUGCUCAAAUGUUACCAAAAUACUAUAUUUAUAGAAGUAAUCCUCUCUCUGUUAACAGCCAUGAUUUGUUGUUAGAAAUAACUCUUGUGAGUUUUAUAUUGUGCUUUUUUUGGGGUUCUGAUCAUUUCAGCAGUAGUAUAUUUUAAACAGCAGUAUUAUUAUAAGCAGUGCGCUUCAAAAUGUGAAUUAACUUGUUGAAACUGUGGCUUUAAUGUCUGUGUGAUUAGUGUAUAUGGUAUUUGCCCUCCAUUAGCAAAAUAAUUCAUUAUAAACCUCACUAGUGCAGAUUGCAGUUCUAUGAGCAAUGUUUCCUAUUGAAUAUAAACUACUGUCUAAAAUACACAUAUCAUGCAGCAGCUCUGCCUUUAUCAGGAAAAUUGUGUUUGGCAAGUUGCUGAAAGUGCACAGUUAUGAAAGAAAGUUAAAGGUAUGCUGCAAAUAGCCAUUCUUCUGUGUAUUAUUAAAAUAUUUACCAGUUCUGUUAAAAGCAGAGCAGACAUUAGACACUAAGGAUCUCUUUGUGAAUUCUUUGUUCUCUAUAGUAGAUUGCUGUUUAUAUGUAAGAAUUUUAUUGCUUAUGUGGCAUACAAUAUUUAUAUACUUUAUAGAAGUACAGUAUUGAAGUCAGUGGUACACAAACAUUCUGUACAUAUCCUGUGAAGUGUGCUGUCAUAUGAAAUAAAUAUACCUGUCUUUACCA